AUGGCCUCCAUGCUGCAAGUCACCGAUCUCUUCGACGCCCACGCUGCUGAAGCCCCCAUCCACCGCCUCGUAUCAGUGCUCAACGCGCAGGCCGCUCAGAUCCGUGAGCUACAGGAAAGUCUGCGUCUUCUGCAAUCUUCGCAGCGCCAAACACGCGCAGUCUGCAGAGAUCUGCGCACCGCCGUCUCUCCACUCGAUCCUCGUAUUAACAGCACGGAGAACGAUGUCGAUGCUUUGAAACAAUUCCAAAUUGCAGCUCAGAAGCAACUUGAGGCGAUCAACCGCCAGCUGCAAGUAAAAGCAGACCGUCAUGAGGUUAAGGAUGUCGAAACUCGAGCCAAAGCGUCAUCAAAACAGCUCGGACAUGAACUCCGCAAUGAACUCGCCACGCUGCAACUGGUGCAAUGUCUGCAGACAGAACAGAGUGAGCUGCACGAGAGGUUGGAGACUGUUGAUAGACGGUUAUCCUCCAAAAUGGACAAGUCGGAAGCUACUCGGCUGGACGGCGUAUUGGUACAAAUUCACGGCUUCCGACCGAUGGUAUCGCAGCUGUCGGCUCAAGUAAAGAGCGUGCAGACGCAACAAGAGCAGCUUGAGCACUCCGUCGCUCUGCUCGACUCGAAUAGCGGAGCUCAUCACAUCCAACUGGAAAAGAUACAGCAACACACGGGCGAUCUUCAGCAGAUGCUCGACGAUGUCGAAGAUCGUCAUCAUCAAGUUGUAGCCCCGCAGAUCCGACGGCUGGACGAUACGACAGAGCAACUGCAUCAGGCGUUGGAUGAGGUCAAAGCUGCUGCGGCAACAAGCGAUACAGCAAUGCGUACACUCUCGGCUAAAUUCCACUCAAGUGCAGGCGCUCUUGCUUGCCAAAUUCAACAACAACAUCACCACAUUGAGGUUGUUGUAGCCAUGUUUGAAUGUGUUGUUGUUGUUAUUGGCGAAAAUUGAUCAUUUUUUCCCCCUGUUUGAUUGCAGGACGAGCUUGAGAAAAUGGCUCCACGUCUUGACACGGAAGCUCAAUUAGCGGAUUUGAGUCGGCAAAUGGCUACAAAAGUGUCCGAUACAGCACACGAAGCUCUAUCAUCCAGUGUAAAAGAUCUGCAACUUCGUUGCCAGAAGCUGACGGAACAUACAGAACUAAGUACGCGGUUUUUGGACUGGUUUGCGCGGCGUGGAGAAGCGUACGAACACAAUCUUGAGCUCGUAGAAACUCAACUGGGGCGGCUGGCUAUGGCUUCGCAUCCUCGGAGUCGUGAGCCGUUCGGGGAGCAAGUUCGCUAUCCUCGAUCUCCUUGACAAAUCUAGAUUUUAGAUUUUAGAACGCUU
Messenger RNA from Phytophthora nicotianae INRA-310, 1326 nucleotides. RefSeq lists its product as hypothetical. The transcript is spliced from 2 exons. The record is from RefSeq and is a predicted model, not a curated record. The coding region runs from base 1 to 948 and encodes 315 amino acids. Lineage: Eukaryota; Oomycota; Peronosporomycetes; Peronosporales; Peronosporaceae.